This is a messenger RNA of Diachasma alloeum, 2977 nucleotides long. Its product is annotated as membrane-associated guanylate kinase, WW and PDZ domain-containing protein 1. Gene Ontology annotation, biological process: signal transduction. Gene Ontology annotation, cellular component: cytoplasm. The record is from RefSeq and is a predicted model, not a curated record. NCBI's taxonomy places the organism in Eukaryota, Metazoa, Arthropoda, Insecta, Hymenoptera, Braconidae. Gene Ontology annotation, molecular function: protein binding.
AGAACUUCUAGUGUCUCCCUCCUCCCCCCUAAUUCCACAGUUUGCCAGAGAUGUAUCGUGUGUGAGUCCCUCACGCAGGAGUCAUUUCGAAAGAUAAAUCGUGAAAGGAGGAUAAAAAACUCCAGUGCAUCAAAUAAAUCGAAGUGAAGUGAUUGAAUACAUUCGGUCGGAUAAAGAAAAAAUAGUGGCAUGAAUGAUGCUGCGAGAGGUGAACAGUUGUGUGAAUAUUCAGUCCAAACGGAAUUGAAGGUGAUAAAGAAUGGCAACAAAAACUGAGGACUCAGUCUCUAUGGACAACGCCACCGACGGUGGAAGUGUGGACAAGGAAAUACUGACAAUAAGCGGUUCUGAUAACUCAAGCCACCGUGUGCCACCCACGUACCUCUACAACACUGGUACCGACCAGUGUGGAAUAAAUUCCGAUCAUGACAGGCACAAUCACUGUUACGAUCAGACCACGGAUGAUCAGUUGGGACCAUUGCCAUCGAAUUGGGAGAAGGCGUACACAGAAACUGGGGAAAUUUACUUCAUCGAUCACAACACAGGCACCUCCCACUGGCUAGAUCCGCGAUUAUCAAAAUUCCAGAAGCGUUCCCUGGAGGAGUGCCUCGACGACGAGCUCCCCUACGGAUGGGAGAAGAUCGAUGAUCAGCUCUAUGGUACUUACUUCAUCGAUCACGUCAAUCGGAGGACGCAGUACGAGAACCCGGUGAUCCAGGCGAAGAGGGCACAGCAGGGCCUCAAUGACCGGAAGAGCCCCAGCUUCACGAGAAAUCCCAAGAAGUUGAAGGGGCAGAGGAUCAGGACGACUCUGCUGAAGAGCUCGAGGGGACUUGGGUUCACUAUUGUCGGGGGUGACGAUACGGUUGAGGAAUUUCUCCAGAUUAAGAGCGUUGUACCCAAUGGUCCAGCCUGGCUCGAUGGGAAAUUGCAAACAGGAGACGUUCUAGUAUACGUCAACGACACCUGCGUGCUGGGCUUCACCCACAACGACAUGGUGAACGUAUUCAAAUCGAUAACAAGCGGUGAGACAGUCUCCCUGGAGGUGUGUCGGGGUUACCCCCUGCCGUUCGACCCCAACGACCCGAACACGGAGGUGGUGACAACGAUAGCAGUGAGUCCCCCCGACGACAGCCACCAGGAGGUCCCCAGGAGUCUGCAGCAGCACCCCUCGGACCUGUUGCCAGAGGACCCAGCGCUCUACAUGGACCUGGACCCCUCCCUGCAGCCGGACUCUCGCUUCGGUUUCCUGGACAGCUCAUUCCUCCCAGUGCACAGCCACCAGAACGGCGAGAACCUGACGACAGCCUCAGUAAACUCAAUGCCCGACCUCUGCAUCUCCGACAAGAUCACGACCAUCAAAAGGCCCAGCAGCACUGACAUUCUGCUGUCAGACCGAGCGGACUUCGACGAUCCGAAGGACCCCUCAAAGCCAGAAUUCCUGAGCAUUUCGAUCGUAAAAGGCGCCAUGGGCUUCGGUUUCACAAUAGCUGACUCCUCCCACGGUCAGAAGGUGAAGAAAAUCCUGGAUCGACACCGCUGCAAGAACCUGAUGGAGGGAGACAUCCUGGUGAACAUCAACGACAUCAACGUGAGGAGCAUGUGUCACUCCGAGGUUGUCCAGGUCCUCAAGGACUGCCCCAGGAGCCAAGAGGCCCUCAUCCACGUCCAGAGGACAAUUGGAAAGGCCAAGGACAAGAAGGAGAAGAAUCCCCAGGAGUUCUACAGGAGCAAAACCCCAACGGCCGACAUUUACAGCACUCAAUCGAAGACAAUUGUGCCUAGCAGACCCAAGACGCCUCUCAUUGACACGAGAAAUUGCACGAAAUCCCCAGCCGACUUCAGAUCCGACUGGAGAAGUGAUAACGACAAUGAUCUGAAUCCAAUGGAUAACACCUGCAAGUAUCCCGAGUACAAUCACGACGUUUACUACAACGAUCCUUACAAAUCGAACAUGGGGAAGAUCACGGAUAACUUUGGGAGGAUGACGAGCAUUGAUGACGAUCCCAUGAGGCAUGGCAGCAGGGACUGGCGUGGGAACGACAAGAUGAGUUUGGGGGGCGAUUUGUAUCCCAUCAGUGGUGGGGGACACGAGCAGAUGGCCAAGCAGAAUGGCGAGCCGCCCGAUUAUUACAAGGAUCUUUACUCCGUCAGGAUGCAUCAGCAGUACUCGGUCCAGGAUUAUGCGGUCUAUGGGAUGGGGCAGGAGCAGAGCGUCGACACCGGGGAGAUGUGGGACAAGAGGAAAGAGACCACCAGUUUUGAGCAUGAACAACCACAUUCCAGCUCGAUAUCUAGGUAUCCCCAGUACCCAAAUGAAAUGGUCUGCCCCACAAUUCCCGAUGUCGAGUGGAUAGAGACCCUGGUGACCCUAGUUCGCCAAGACACUGGUUUUGGUUUCAGGAUAGUAGGAGGAACCGAGGAGAGAUCUCAGCAGGUGUCCGUUGGCCACAUCGUCCCAGGUGGAGCAGCCGACCUGGACAACAGACUGAACACCGGGGAUUUGAUAAUGUCUGUCGAUGGCGAGAGUGUCAUGAACUCUUCCCAUCACCACGUGGUCCAGCUGAUGAUCCAGGCGGCGCAGAAUGGGAGGGUCACCCUGGGGAUAAGAAGACGAAUCAACGCCCAGGAUCAUCUCCAGGAGAAUCUGCAGGGAUCGUACGACAGGCAGAUGAACCUCCAGUAUCCUUACGACAUCACUGUCACCAGGAUGGAGAACGAGGGCUUUGGGUUCGUCAUCAUCUCGUCUGUCAACAAGGCUGGGUCCACCAUUGGGCGGAUCAUCGAGGGCUCGCCUGCCGAGAGGUGUGCCAGGCUCAACGUUGGAGACCACAUUCUGGCUGUUAAUCACGUCGACAUCACCAAUGUCUGUCAUAAGGACAUCGUCAAUUUAAUCAAGGACUCUGGGUACUCCGUCACACUCACCAUUGGCUAUCCCAUUGACGACUGCUGCAGCACCACUUCGAUGUCCCAGAAG